Molecule: messenger RNA, 3169 nt
Organism: Hyalella azteca
Lineage: Eukaryota; Metazoa; Arthropoda; Malacostraca; Amphipoda; Hyalellidae
Product: clumping factor A
Exons: 2
Coding region: 111-1688 (525 amino acids)
Source: RefSeq, a predicted model, not a curated record
AGGCCGUGGCCGAGUGAAGGCGGCGGUCGCUGCACCUCAAGCUCACUGUUCAGCCAGAAGUCAAUGGCGAACUGGAAAGGAGAGCAGUAUUUAACUGCUUGUAAGCCACAAUGGCUGACAUUGCAAGCCAAACUGCGACCGAAGCAGUGUCGCAAGGUGUGCUUACUGAAAGUUCUUUUAAUAUAGACAAGAGUGAAUCAUCCAAAGGUGGGACUUUGGCGGGUGCGAGCAGUGGUGGUGAUGGUAGCGUUGUUCUCGCUGUUCCUAGCAUGCCUGCUUACCCUUCGCCCAUAACUGAGAACAAGACUCGUAGCGGUGAAGCAAUAGGCAUUGUGAAUUCUAGUUUAGAGGACAUUUCUUGCGGGACAAAGAAGAAAAAAAUACGCAUAGUUAAGGGAGCGAACAACGUGCAGCGGAACUCAGAGUCAGACAGCCGUGCUAUUAAAGCCGGAGGUGAGCUUCACAAGCAAGUCAGUGUAGCUGCAGGCAAGCUCGAGGUAGGUUGUGCAAAGCUUAACUUGGCCACGAAGAUGGAGCGAGUUAACCCCGAUAUUUGCACCUAUGGUCGUUCUAGCAGUCCUUAUCUUUCUUCUGAGAAUGAUUGGGAGGCCAGCGAUCAUAGCGAUACUGAUGCGGAUCACAGUGAUAGCAGCGAUGAUGACAAUCCCACAUCGCAAGUCGACAGAAUGAUCGAAAGAGGAGCAAGACUCAUCAUGGAUGGUGAAAAUUCAAACUUAUCAUCAGAAACUGAUGAUACUGACGACAGUGACGAUGAUGAGAACUUUGAAAGCGACAGUGACAGCGAUAUCACUGAUGUAUCCCCCUUAGUAUCGAACUGCUCAAGCCCCUUUAGCUUCUCACCCGUUCUCACGCGAAAAACUCUUCCCUCAGCCACAUCUGCUAAACCAGCAUUUAUGCGGCACUAUAGCCAUCGAGGACACGAAGGCGACGUCGAGGAUGAAAUAGAAGAGGAAAGCCAUAAGCAACACCAGUACGCAAAACAGGAAUUCAGCAACGACGAUUUCUACGGAAGUGCUUGUGAUCCCAGCGUUGACUCAGACAUGUCCUUAGUUGUCCAAGCUCUGUUGAAAAUUGGGCUUGAAUCUAGAAGCAACGGAGCGGAUUACGAGAAAAAUAAAAACUUACAAGAAUUGAACAACCACAAUUUACCUCCAUUGGAUUCCGCCUCAAAAAUAAACGCCAUUCAAGUCAAUCCACAUCACAGACACCUCAGAAAAAGCUCGAUACCUAGGCGAAAAAAUAUGUCAUUCACAAACGAAGAAGUAAGAAUAAUUAAUCGUGAUAACUCAAUUAUUUUAGAAAAAUUAUUAGCCGUAAGCAAUAGGAGCGAAAAGUCCCCGUACAGUCACGCCGGGGUAAAACAUUCUAUCUCCAAACCGUCGAAUUCUUCCAUCAAUCGGCGCAAGCAAGAAGACGGAAUUAAGAAGGAUAAUUUGGCUUUGUUACGGCGACUACAAGACGUCAAGCCAUCCAGAUCCAUUACAUGCUCAGCAUCAUCAUCGCAUCCUUCUCGUCACCACCAUCAUCACAGAAGCAGCGGUCACCACCAUCACCCCAGACAGCAUCACAAUUCCUUGAGCUCACCAGCACGGUCGUGUAGUGCCACAGCCAGGCAGACGGCGUUUCCCAGCGAUCAUCACCAUUCUCCUAAAGAGACGGCUCUCUAAAUCUCACGAGUGCCUUCGUGUGUAUUAUCAAAUGCAACGGAACUUUUGCACUAUUUAAUGGUUUAAAUCAAUAUCAUGAGGAAAACUACCGUUACAACAUAAGCUUUUCGAAAUACUGUACGAAACGCAGAACCCUGUACAUCGUAGACUUCGCUUCUUCGCACUUGAUUCGUUUUAAUUUUAUGCAUGGAACUUCGAAGAGUUUCUAAGAUAUCAAUAUUAUUCUCCCGGUAUAUACGAUGUGAAUUAUCCUCAGUUGAGCUGGGAUUUUCAUCAUCAAAAUAGAUGCGUCAGAAUGCAGCAUAAGGACAUCCUAGAAAGAAACUCAUACAAGUUUCGACAGGGCUUAUUUCGCUUGUAUUUAAGCUCAUAGCCACCUUGGUUUAGCUCUUUCCAUGUAUGAAUUGGUAAGCGACCUUAAUGAAAUGAUUCAUUCCCAAGGAUGAAUGUUGUCGCUGUAAUUGGUGUGUAACAUUCCAUGUGGCGCACGUUUCAAAUGCAAGUCUCUUGAUAGUUGCUCGAAGAAGAUUUUUUUAAUAGAAUUUGAUCCAGUCUAAAAUAUGUUCUCAUGUGUGCUAGUGCAUCUCUAUAUUUGUCUUUGUUGUCAGUCGUUUUUAAUAAUUUCAUGUUUUUGUACUUAAAUAUUUACGGUCUUUUAACGCAUCGAUUACAUGUUCCGUAGAAUAGGAGUUUAGGAGGGAGGCUUAAUUGUUUCACUGCACAUCCUUUUAUGGAACUUUCUGUAUGACGUUCCCGCUCAACAGCUUUUUAGAUUUUUCUUAUAACUGAUUCCGCAUUUAAUACGGGGAUUGAUUCUCGAUCAGCAAUACGAUCGUCGCAGGUUGAGUGCCAAUUCUGCGAAUGUUUUGAUUCGUUAAUGGAGCAUUGCGUUUUGGAUGUUGUCCUCACGAUAUCAUAGUUAUCAUCGUAUUCCAGAGUAAGAUCGCCCGUGUAAUGUUCUGGUCGGCCUAAAUUUAAUUUACCUCAGGCUUCUUUCAGUGAAGGCUCUCUCAGUUGAUGCCUGUGCGCAUUUUUCCUUGAUUCGUCAUGCACUAGUUUCUGACAGCGCGUGCAUGUAUAGUUGGCUCCUAGAUUAACUGGUAGAUUUUAAAUUGCAUUGCUUCAAUUCUUGCCUGUUGCUAAUUGGCCAUUUCCGCUAGUGUGUGACGGAUUCAGAUCAAACUUGAAACGAACGUACGAUAAAGUUUACCAUAUCACUUUUCAAGUCCCAAAAUCCCAAGUUCACCUCAAGUUACCAUGUAACAACCUACUGUGCUCGAGUGAAACGUUCCAGUAUAACUAUUCUUCCUUCCCACUUGGCAUGAUUUGAACUCUCUCCUAUUCCCUUUUAACCCAGUUAUUCGCGAUGAACUGUAACUGAGGUCAGAGUCCGCUGUGUACUCGAUUCUGUUGUAAAUAAUUUUGUACUCGUCUUUCAGUUAGGAUCGUUUUCUUCUGAACAAUAAAUAUUAGUUUUUUUG